AUCCGUUUGAUCAGUAAGGGUGUUUCUGGUAUUUCACUUUUUACCUUUAAUUACAAAAACAAAAAGCGCGCGCCUAAGAGAACUUGCACAAAAUCUUUUCUCUUUCACGGUUAAAAAAGAGCUUAGGGUUUGAAAUUUGAAAAACAGAAAUGGCGAAUUCACCGUCUGUGUUCGAUGCUCAAAUUGUUAAUCAUCCAUCAUCAGAAGCUGAAUCUCAGCUUUCUUCUCUCGUUUACGAUAUGUCACAGCAGGUCCAGACGGUAAUGACAAACAUGCUUAAGAUGAUGAGUGAAAUUGAUCAGAAUUCUGCUGGAAUUAUGGAAGAGAUAGAGAAGAGCAAAACCUCUGCUCAUGAGAAGAAGAAAGCUUUGGAGGAAGAGAAGGAACAUUUUCAGAAAGCUGCUUACACUGUUUUAGAUAUGCUCGCCAACAGAGAUUGAAAGCUGUAUAGUGAUUUUGCUGAAAUUGUUUACUGAUUUACUAUCACACGAUGCUGUUGAUGGUGUAUAAGGACAAAAGCUACUGUUUCGAAGAGGUCCUACAGGAAGUGUGGCUUUCUGGAGCAUAUUCUAUCAUGGGUUACUUUGCCAUCCCAUUAAUAGAGUAGAGUUGACUUUGAAACACAUGUCACAUAACCGUAAAUGAUGCUUCUAGGAUUUGAAAAUUCUCAAAUUGCACAACUUAUACUUAAAUUUCAAAGUAUUGACUUGCUGGCCACUAUCACUUUGAUGCUACAGAUCAGUUAAAUUGCAGAGUCUUUAUCUAGAUGAUGACCAUAAUUACAUGUUAUGCCAAUUCAAAGCCAAAUUAUGGUUUUAUAUUCUUUCUAUCAGCUUUAUACAUGCAUGGUGAGUUUAACCCUUAACUAUAGUCUAUUAAAUUCUCUCCUAGCCAAGCUAACAUAAAUUUUUGUUUCCGGAAUAUGAUAUAAAGAUGGUAUAAAAAUGAGAUCUAGCAGAGGAAGCAUACCUGCUCGGUUCCAUUCUUGUAUAUCAACACUUCCUGCAGUUUAGAUACAGUUCAGAUUUUGCAUAUUGCAUUACGUAAAAUAAAUACGCAAGAAGAGAGAUAUGUUAUACCACUGCGCCUGAUACUAUGAUGUAGAAGUCUGUAGGUAUCUCAUUUUGUAAAAUAAUAUCAACCUUAGGAGGAAAAUACUCUGCUUUCAUCUCUGACACCUAUAAGAACAGCCACUAGAGAUUGUUAUAGCAAUAGUUUCAAGACUUUCUUCAUAAACUGUUUUUACCGUUGAUGAUUUUUACUGUUAUUAUCAUUGCUGAAACAAGUCAACAAAUGUGAAGACGACAAAAUCUUUAUUGAGAAGGAAGGAAGGAAAUUGUUUUACCAUUUGUGAAAUAAGGUCCUCAGAGACUCCUUGGAAAAGGUAUGAUUUUUCAACAGUUUUACGAAAAAGAUGCUGGGAAAUGC
Pistacia vera is the source of this 1428-nucleotide messenger RNA. RefSeq lists its product as uncharacterized. NCBI's taxonomy places the organism in Eukaryota, Viridiplantae, Streptophyta, Magnoliopsida, Sapindales, Anacardiaceae. Bases 150 to 440 code for a protein of 96 amino acids. The record is from RefSeq and is a predicted model, not a curated record. The transcript is spliced from 4 exons.